UUCCACAUCUACUUCCUUAGCUUCACCGGAAGUGUGGUGGCUACAAAUAUACCACACGUGUAGCAAUAAUUGGGGUUUUAUGAAACAGAAUUAACAUUUUAGUGUUAGAAUGACUCUUUAAUUAAGAGAAUCUUUCGAUUAAUAGCAAUUUAUGUAAACUCAAACAUCGAUUUAAUCCUAAAUUGAGGAUUGCUUUUGGAUUAAGCUAACUUCUUCCGAGAAUCUGUGGAGCAAUUUUGUCUGGGUUGAAGAGCCAUUGCUAAACAUGGACGACCUGGAGAAUGACCUGAACCUUCGUGAGGGCUUGGAGCGUGAUGAUGAUGACUCUUCUGAUAACGGCUCUAGAAAAGAAGGAAGCUCAUUUAAGUUACCUCAAGUUCAAUCAAUUUGUCAAAAGACUCUACAUGAAACUGGAUUUCACCAGAGCGUCAGGCUGUGUCUGGAGUUCAUCAGAGAAGCCAUGCUUCAUCACAGGUGGCUGGAGGCAGCAGAGUACAUGGCAAGCUAUGCACAAGUGUUGGAGGACAAAGUUAAUCUCACAGCACAACAAUACAAAGAGCUUUUUUGGAGAAUCAGCACUGAGAUUCUUCACCAUCAUCCCAAAUCAACGAUGGAUGACUACAAUGUUAUUUAUGAACGAAUGAAGCAUUCAGGAUUUAAACAUUACCUUAAGAUUUGUUUGGAACAUUCCUUCCACUUAAUGCUUCACGGUCAGAUAGAAACUGCUAAACAGAAACUCUCUGAAGCUGAAAGCUGGAGGCACGGGAAGGAGACCGCAUCCCAGUACCAGAGGACUAAGCUGAUUCAGGCCUACAGGAGUUUGCUGGAUUACAUCAUCUGGUUUGAGAAAAAAUCCAGGCUGCCAGUAAACGAUUCCUUUGAGUCCGACAGCCAAGGAAUGGAGAAUUACUAUCGACAAGCCUCGAUUAAUCUUAAGGAGAUUUUAAAGAACCCCGGUGUUUGGGAUCCUUUCAUCUUAAGUUAUGUUACGAUGCUGGAGUUCAAAGAGGAUCAAGAGCAGGCUCUGGAAGUCCUAAAUAGAUAUGCAUAUGAUGACAGCUUCCCACCCAAUCCCAACGCACACGUCUUUUUGUACCAGUAUUUGAAGCGGCACGAUGCUUCGCAAAAGAAACUAAAAAAAGUGUUAAAGACUCUACAUUUUUUGGUUCCAAGCCACGAGUUGAUGCUGGAGUACAGCUCCCUUCUGCUUCAGUCGGGGACUAAAAAAGAUGACCAGAAAGCUGUGGAGGUUGCUUUGGACAUGCUGGACUUCACCUGCUGGAGGAGCAACCUGGACGUGUGGAAAUGUUUACAGAAAAGCGUCCAGAACCUGCAGACAGAAGAAGACUGGAAAAGCUUCAUCGAUGAGAAGAUGGCUGCCAGAAAGGACUGGUGGCCUGGGCUGCACUACACUAAAUUCCACGCCGUGAAGGACGCCGAUGAGAACCCAGAACUUCUGAAAGUGAAGGCAUCUCUGAUUUCAGUUCUUUGUCCAGAUCGAAUCCUCAAGUACUCUGUGGAAAGCAGUCAAGAAUAAUCUCAAAUAAAAACAAUAUAAAAAGUUUCUUAGAACUUCCAUAAAUGAGGAUUUUUCUACAUGUAUUCCAGUAAUAAUAAGUGGCUCUGAAACAAAUUGUGUUGUGAGUUUUUCACCACUAUGUGGAGAUCUCGCCUCACGUUUCUUGUGACUAAGAGCUGAAUUCUGUCCUCUGAUCAUCAGUGAGCAUCAAACUCUAGAGGAUUUUUUAUUUUUAUAGCCAUUUCAGAAGAGUACUCACUAAUCUCGUCUUUUUUUAUUGAACUUUGAAUUGCUCCUGCUAACAGAAAAUAUAUAUUUGUUUAUGAAAAAAUGAUGUUCUUGCACUUUAAUCUCUCAUCCAGCUGCCUUCCAGUGUGAUAAGUGAACAUGAUGGUGCUGCAUGAGCUGCUCUGCAGUUAUUGCAUAAACCAAAGCCCAAAGCACUUGUCACAGGAGCAGCUGGAGAGGGGUCUGGGAGUCCACAACACAUGUUUGAAAAUGUAAAAUGCAGGACAUGAAGGGACGGAGCAGCCAGGAGCCGCUUUAUUGUGUUUAACGGUCCCGCUUGUGAUGCUUUAGAUAUUUUGUUCAAAGCUUUUGAAUCUGAAUCUGCAGAUGAAUGCUAAAAAUGUUCUCUGAUCCUCCUCAGGUUUAAUGCAGGAUUAAUGUUUUUUUUUUUUAUUCUGCAAAUUAAAAUUCUUUUUAAAUAAAGCUUGUUCAGGAGGA
Messenger RNA from Oryzias melastigma (Indian medaka), 2245 nucleotides. RefSeq names its product TATA box binding protein (TBP)-associated factor, RNA polymerase I, A (gene taf1a). Gene Ontology annotation, biological process: transcription by RNA polymerase I. The transcript has 11 exons. The coding region runs from base 266 to 1537 and encodes 423 amino acids. Lineage: Eukaryota; Metazoa; Chordata; Actinopteri; Beloniformes; Adrianichthyidae. The record is from RefSeq and is a predicted model, not a curated record. Gene Ontology annotation, cellular component: RNA polymerase I transcription regulator complex.